This is a messenger RNA of Annulohypoxylon truncatum, 1796 nucleotides long. RefSeq names its product transmembrane amino acid transporter protein-domain-containing protein. The record is from RefSeq and is a predicted model, not a curated record. Lineage: Eukaryota; Fungi; Ascomycota; Sordariomycetes; Xylariales; Hypoxylaceae. Gene Ontology annotation, cellular component: vacuolar membrane. Bases 111 to 1679 code for a protein of 522 amino acids. The transcript has 9 exons. Gene Ontology annotation, molecular function: amino acid transmembrane transporter activity. Gene Ontology annotation, biological process: amino acid transmembrane transport.
UUUAGAGAUUAACUAAACUUAAGCUUACGCCGUAUUUCACUCGGCACCCUUCUCCUCCUCCUCUUCCUCCUUAUUUUGCUAAACUUCGGUGGCUUGUGCCUAUCGUCAAUAUGAAGGCGGACUACUCAAACGAGCUGCCGAACUUCGAAGCCCACGAGGCCGCCAGACCUCAAGGGUGGUCUGCUUGGUUUGGCGGUCCUAAUGUCAAGAUAGGGCCCCGUAUCGCUCCUCAGAUAAUACCCCUCGACAUUGAAGGUCGAGAUUCGGACAGCAAUGUCAGCAGCGAUGCAAUUCUUAACAAGCAGCUCGAAGAAGAGGCCAAUUGUGCUAUUCAAUAUCGUACAUGUAGUUGGCAAAAGACAGCCGCAUUGUUGUUCUCUGAAUAUAUCUGCUUGGCCAUCAUGAGCUUCCCAUGGUCCUACAGUGUUCUCGGACUUGUUCCUGGGCUUAUUCUUACUGUUGUUCAAGCUCUCAUAGUUCUAUACACUUCCAUCGUACUAUGGGAAUUUUGUCUACGACAUCCCGAGGUUAGGGAUGUAUGUGACAUUGGUCAGAUGUUAUUUUGGGACCAGAAAUGGGCCUGGUACUUCACGGCUUUCAUGUUCAUCUUGAACAACACCUUCAUUCAGGGUCUCCACGUUCUCGUUGGGGCUAAAUAUCUAAACACCAUGGUCGGCCCGAACUCGAGCGUCUCUUGCCAGACCGUAUCUUUCGGGGCUAUUAUCACUGUUAUUUGCUGGCUAUCAUCUCUACCCCGUACCUUUAGCAUGCUAUCGAAGCUUGGAACUGCAUCAGCGGCGUUUACUUUUAUUUCGGUCAUCCUAGCCACAAUUUUUGCUGGCAUUCAAAGCCACCCUGCAGGCUUCCUUGCCGAACCGGCUACCGAUCCUGACACCGGGAAAGCACUGCCGUUCGGUAACCCAAUCGUCACCGCUGUCCCGGUCCUUGGAACCACGUUCGUCGCGGGUCUUGGGGCAUUCCUUAACAUCAGUUACACUUUCAUUGGACAGAUUACUCUUCCUAGCUUUAUUGCUGAGAUGCGUGAGCCGAGAGAUUUCCCGAAGGCUCUAUGGGCAUGCACUAUUCUCGAGAUCCUCGUUUUCAGCAUUGUUGGCGCAGUCAUAUAUGCGUUCGUAGGCAACCAGUAUAUGACAUCGCCGGCUUUUGGAUCUCUGAUCCCGCUAUACAAGAAGAUCGCGUUCUCGUUCAUGAUUCCUACAAUUAUCUUCCUGGGUGUUUUGUAUGCCUCGGUGUCGUCUCGAUUUAUCUUCUUCCGAAUAUUCCAGCACUCGCGACAUAGGAACGAACAUACAGUCGUUGGAUGGGUAACAUGGGCGCUUAUUCUACUCUGCACAUGGGUUCUCGCUUUCAUUAUCGCCAAUUCAAUCCCCUUUUUCAACUCCCUUCUCUCCCUCAUGUCCUCGCUGUUCGACUCCUUUUUUGGGUUCAUCUUCUGGGGUGUUGCCUAUUUCCGCAUGCGGAAAGCUGACGGAUCCGUCGCAUUCCUCAAGGACCGGACAUUCCGUGGUUGGAUCGAGGGCAUUUUGAAUAUUAUCAUUAUCUUGACUGGCGUUUUCUUCCUUUCGGCCGGAACAUAUGUCAGUGUCCAGGGAAUUUUGGAUGAGUAUACACUAGGCACAGUUGGAACAGCAUGGGGGUGCGCGAGCAAUGGCAUUUAAAAGUUUUCAUAUUUUUCUUGAAGAGCAGGAGAUACCCAUGUAUGAAAAUACGGACGAGCAUGAGAUCAGGGAGCGGGUCAGCAUUAUUAACGCUUUGCGACUGGAAGAGAUGGUGGA